Molecule: messenger RNA, 1807 nt
Organism: Thermothielavioides terrestris NRRL 8126
Lineage: Eukaryota; Fungi; Ascomycota; Sordariomycetes; Sordariales; Chaetomiaceae
Exons: 1
Coding region: 456-1754 (432 amino acids)
Source: RefSeq, a predicted model, not a curated record
GAGGUAGACAAAAGCGGGACAGACAUCUGCGGAUGUCUUCGGCUUCGUUGUCUUUCGAGGACACCAGGCGGCGCUUUCUUAUUGGCGCCGGAAGAUGGGUAGAUCUCCAUGGGGAGCAGGACAAGAGCGGUAGUUACGAUGCAAAUCUAUGAAUGAUGCUGUGUCUUCCUUGAUGUUAUAAGCGUGUUUUUCCAUUAGGCACAAGGCUCAGCCGCAGAUUUUCUUUGCUCCGACGCUCAGCGUGCUCUGUCAGCCAGAGGGGCUCAGCCUGCGUGGCGCAGGGCGAAUUUAGGUAUGUUGAAGGGCGGCCUCUUCUGAGCCUGUCAGCCAACCUUGAAGGAACCCCGCUCCUUAAGCUGAGGAUUCCCUCCGCGUCCAACUGAGGAGGCACCGAACACCAGCCCGAGUAUCCCUUUCAAAAUUGAAGGAGCGAACUUGCGCGGAUUCAAUUCUCGAUGGACUUGGGCACCGUUCUCACUGUGGUGGACGUGGUCCGGAAGGCUAUCGCCAUCUACGAACGCAUUGAGAGCCUCCCGCAGCAGAUGGCCCGUCUGGGGCAGCAGAUGGAGCGCAUCAACAUCUUUCUUGUCCGGCUCGAAGCCUUCGUGAGGGCAAAGCCGACCACGGCUGCGGCGAUGCUGUACUCCGGGGAGAGGGAAGACCUCGCCAAAAUCCUCGGGGCGAUCCAGACCAACGCGGCCAAGGUGUACGACCUGUUCGACCGCUACGAACAGGGCAUCAUCUCUCGAUCGAUGGAGCUGGAGUUUCGCGCCAAAUGGAUGUCCCGCCUCUGGUUCUCGCUCGUCGACAACAGUCCGGACAAGAUCCAAGCUAUCAUGGAGGACAUGGACUCGGCCCUGAAAGUCUUGAGCUACUACCUGGCCCUCAUGCCCCUGAUGGCUGCCAACAACGCAGCACCUGCGUUACCUGCGUCGGCACAGCCAAGACCCGACAGGAGCCCAAGACCCGGCAGGAGCCCGAACAGGAAGACAGCAGCACCGCCACCAGCAGCAGCAGCAGCAGCGAAACACACAACCGGCUCGCCACCAUUGCCCUCGCCGGCCCCCCCGCGGCGGGAGUACAAGGUCCUCUUCGUCGACGCCUACAACACGGAUCGCAGCGUGGUCGCAGAAGCCCUGCUCAAACUGUUCAGACAGCUGACGCUCAAGGACCGGGGAGACUGGCCAAUCGCGGUGGUGGAAUCGGCGGGAUUCUUCGUCAAGGCGGGCAGCGACUGCGUCGACCUGAUCGACGGUCUGAACUACAGCUUCGAGUCGUUCAAGAAACCGUUGAUAGCGGGCGGCCAGACGCCGGGCAAGGUGCCGCUGGCGGCCGUCUUCGACAACAAGUGGUGCGACUUCCCGUUCAAGCGGGACGUCCAGACGGAACUGGCCGCGCACUCCUCGCGGGGGAUGCGGCGGGACAUGUUUGCGCGCUUCGACUUCAUCGCCGUCUUCACGCGCCGCGAGCACGACAACAUGAUCAAGCUCAGGGCGCAGGUCACGGCGGACGGGACGGCAGCAGUCCCGCGCGGCAAGGGGAGGGUAGUGCAGCUGGGGGCCUACCUGACCCGGCCCGGCGGCGUCGUUCGGGAGAUCCUGUAUCCCCUCAAGAACGGGGACGGUAGCAAGGACAGGGAGGCCUGGAAUCGGAAGGUGGCCGAGAUCAAGACGGCGCUCAAGAAGUUCCUCGAGCAGGAGAUGGACUGGAAACAACAGCUUGGCAGCGGGACAGCAGGGGCUGGAAGAAGCUAGUAGAAAUAUGCUUGCUCACCGGAAGACCGCGCUGGAUGUGGUCGGUUUGUGUU